CACGACACUAAGUACAAGGAGGCUGCGUUUGUUUGAGCAGGUGUACGGCUAGGUUUGAAUUAAAUCUAAAAAUUUUAGCGGGAAAAAACAAAGGAAAGAGCGGGGCCGAUUAGAUAAUAGAUCAAAGGAUCGAAAUUGAAUUUGAGAGAGUUGAAAACGUAAAAAGGAGCAAGCUUUUCACAAAAUCCAUGAUAGAAAUCGAAGAAGACGAUGAUAUAUUUCUGUCUCAGGUAGCAGAAGCUGAAGCCAAGGCUCUCUCCAAUAAGUGGCGCCGCGUCAAUUCCAUUGAUUCAGCAAAUGGCGAGGAGAAGAAGAGGAAACACGAAGAGGUCAGUGAAGGUGUGUACAUGGCUGCCCUAAGAGGAAGCAAUAGUCUUCGCUGGCAACAGCUCAGUAAUGCUAAUUCUUCAAAAAGAUGUAAUGUCAAGCCUUUUGAUCCUCUUCCUCAAUAUAAUAACAAUGAAUCCCCAUUCCACGGUGGCGGUGGCGUAGACUUGGAUGAGAAGAGUUGUCCUUGCGGGUUAGGUAAUUGUGUUGUUCUAACUGCCAAUACUGAGAGAAAUCAGGGGCGCAAGUUCUAUAGAUGCCCUUUUAGACAAGAAAAUGGGGGUUGUGGGUUCUUUGAAUGGUGUGACGGUGCUUCUAAUUCCAAAGCAAAUCGAAUAUAUGCAUCGGAUGUUCCGUGUCCCUGUGGUGCCGGAUUUUGUCUCAUUCUCACUGCUAAAACUGGGAAAAAUAUUGGCCAACAAUUCUAUCGAUGUCCAGCAAAUCAGGGAAGCUCUUGCAGCUUCUUCAAGUGGUGCAAUGACACUGUCAUAGCAGCAGGUGCUCAGCCAGCAAGUGUUUUAAAUGUAAGCAGCACCAAUGACUUGAGCAAGAAAAGCAACAGCGUAAGAACUGCUUCAUCCUGCUUCAAAUGUGGCAAUGAAGGACACUGGGCAGAAGAUUGCCCCUCCCAUUCAUCACCCCAAUCUCGUGUUCCUGCUGAUUCUAGAGCAAGAACAGCAGCCUCUUGUUUUCCUGCUGAUGCUGAAGCCAGGACUGCUGCUGCCUCUAGUACUUGUUACAAAUGCGGUACGCCUGGGCACUGGGCAAGGAACUGCACUUCUGGUCAAUAUAACUGAGGCUAGAUAUGUUGUAGGUUUCUGCAAGUUGUGAGGUUGUUCUUCUAAUGUUUUCUGAACUUGUUAUGAAAUGGGAAAAUUUCCACAAAGUACCGUCAUUUGACAGCAAGAACUUAUUUGCCAACUGUAUCCAUUAAUAAGCAUAGUUUGUGUGUGAAUUCUCCUACUAAUCCAAUUCACACUUUUAACUUGGCAGAUGCUGACAUCAUUGACGUACAGCACUAGUCAAGACGAAGAAAAGAGAAAAGCAUACCCACUAAAAACAAGAUUUAAUUAGCAAAAUACAAUCAUAAAAGGCACAGAACAUUGAUAGAAAAUGAACCCCCAUAUUUUAUACAUUUAUUUAUUUAUUUUUGGUAUAUUAAUAUAGAUGGGUCUCAUUCUCCUCUCACGUGACUUUAGCCUGAAGGAUCUUCCAUUUGCGGACCUGCAAAAC
Messenger RNA from Ricinus communis (castor bean), 1560 nucleotides. RefSeq lists its product as uncharacterized. Gene Ontology annotation, molecular function: zinc ion binding; nucleic acid binding. NCBI's taxonomy places the organism in Eukaryota, Viridiplantae, Streptophyta, Magnoliopsida, Malpighiales, Euphorbiaceae. The record is from RefSeq and is a predicted model, not a curated record. The transcript is spliced from 2 exons. Bases 189 to 1124 code for a protein of 311 amino acids.